AUGUCGACAAUUCUCGCCGCUCCUUUUGAUCCCAAGGUCACCGGUGCGCUCCUGGUGGCACUCUUGUACUACCCGCACAAACUACGAGGUAUACUCCCGACCAAUAUUCAACCACAUAUUACUUCUCCGGCUGCUGUUCGAACGUUGAAGAUUUUAUUCGUAUUUGGUAUUUUAAAACGUCUCAAUAACAAGUUAUCUCAGCUGGUAUUGAAUAAUUGGAAGGGCAAUGCGAAAUUUAUCAAGAGUCAGGAGCUGGUAUUGAUCACGGGUGGUUCGAGUGGAAUGGGGGAAUUAGUGGCAAGAGAUUUCUCAUCUCAAGGAGUUAAAGUGGUGGUGAUGGAUUUGAACCCUCCAAAGACUCCAUUUCCCUCCGCAGCUUCAGAAAUUCGAAAGGAUCAAGGAGAUCCUACCGUAAUUAUCAAUAAUGCUGGACUUGGAUAUCUCCAACCUAUCUUAGAAGCCACCGAAGAACAAAUUCGAAGAACAUUCGAUGUCAACACGAUAUCCCAUUUCCUGAUGGCGAGAGAAUUCCUUCCGGCCAUGAUCAAGAAGAAUCACGGUCAUGUGGUAACGCUCGCCAGUAUGGCAAGUUAUGUGGUUCACGCAGCCAAUGUAGAUUAUGCGUGUGCGAAAGCCAGUGCUCUCGCCUUCCACGAAGGACUCGCAUCCGAAUUAAAAUAUCGAUACAACGCACCAAACAUCAAAACCACCGUGGUCAAUCCAUCCUGGGUCCGUACCCCGUUAAUCGCAGAUCUAAUCGCCCAGCCCACCUUUCAGGAAUCAAUCCUCGAACCUGAAACCGUCACUUCUGCUAUCGUCAACCAAGUGUUAUCAGGAAGUAGUGGUCAUAUUGUUCUACCCAACCAAAUGAAUAUCCUGAGUACCAUCCGCGCAUGGCCAUGGUGGCUCCAAACCUCACUUCGAAACAAGAUAGCUCCAUUAUUACUCUUUAAAGAACAAGUACAACACAAGCCCACAGCACAAAUAGGAGAUGUGGCUCCGACGGCAUCCACGUAG
This is a messenger RNA of Sclerotinia sclerotiorum 1980 UF-70, 1017 nucleotides long. RefSeq lists its product as hypothetical. Gene Ontology annotation, molecular function: oxidoreductase activity, acting on the CH-OH group of donors, NAD or NADP as acceptor. Lineage: Eukaryota; Fungi; Ascomycota; Leotiomycetes; Helotiales; Sclerotiniaceae. The transcript has 3 exons. Bases 1 to 1017 code for a protein of 338 amino acids. The record is from RefSeq and is a predicted model, not a curated record.